AGAAACUCAACACUCUUACAUGCAUAUCUGAUAUCGUCGCGAUAUAUUGUUCGCUCGGUAAACAUUUACUAACAUUUCUUCAGUGGGAUCGUCGAAGUUAGCUCAUAGAACAUAAAAUUUGUCAGCUGUAUAAUACAAUUCACAAUAUUAAAAACCAUGCGUCAGACAAUUUAACAAACAACCUAUUUUGUAUUAUUACCGAGAAUCAUUUGCUUUCGUUUAAAUUACCUGUACAGAUCGUUCUCAAAAAGUUUCCCAUAUAAACAAUAUAUUUUCAUGUCAGUGCAAAACAGUCAGGUGAACCAGAUAGAACAAAUUAGUUGAGUUUCUGUGAAAUGUAGCUUAAUUAAGCCAUACCAAAUAUACGACUUCAUAGUUUCGAGUUUCGAUGAUUUAAGGCAUUCAUUUCAUUCUUAUCUUUCGUUUUGUACUUUUGUUAAUGUAAUCGUUAUACAUAGUAAAAACGUAUCGUGCGUGCUUUUAUUCAACCAAUAAACGGAUUGUGAUAUUAUAUGCUUCAGUACUUAUUCACAUAUCGACUGGUAAGUGACUGUGAACAUCAGAAAAAAUUGGUUCAAGUGAAAUGUGUCUAUGAGUGAAAUUCCUUUGAACGAAUAAUUUAAAUACAAAAAAUAAAAUCUCUCGGGACUUAAUUUCAUUGUCAAAGCAGUGCAUUUUAUUCUGUCAAUUGUUAUACCGUCGUGCUACAAAUGUCUUGCUGAGAGCAGUAAGUGGAAUUUAUUUUUAAACGCAUGUUAAAUUAACUGUUAAUGUGAAGAAUUCAACGAAGAAAAAAAUCCCGUUGAAACUACAAAAAAUCACCGACCGUUUCCAGAAUAAAACCGGGAAGACGGGCAGAACAAAAUCGAACAAAUCAAAACGAUAAAUAUAUCGGUCAUAUCUCUCGGUCCUAAGCAGCUAACUUAAUCAUAUUUACGAUCACCAUGAGAAUAACAAACACAGAGAAAGCAACAGAUGUGUGGGUUACAUCAGAUCGAAAGCAAGCGGUCAAAUUGCGUAUUGGUAAAGGAGGAAACGAUGGCAUCGAAGCCAAGUCAAUACCGGAAAAUUUCAAUCGUACAGUGGAAAAGUAUGGCAAUGUUGUUGCAAUGAAAUACAAAAAAGGAGGAACUGACUGGCAAAGCGUUACUUACAGUCAAUAUCGGGAAAAGUCACUUCACAUCGCCAAAGCAUUUAUCAAAUUAGGCCUAGAAGCACACAACUCUGUCGGCAUAUUGGCUUUCAAUUCACCGGAAUGGUUUUACUCGGAAUUGGGAGCCAUUCAUGCUGGUGGCAUUGUGGCUGGCAUUUACACGACAAAUAGUCCAGAAUCUGUGUACCAUGUGCUGCACAGUUCUCAUGCCAAUAUCGUGGUUGUGGAUGACUCCAAGCAAAUGGAGAAAAUUCGUCAGAUUAGACAUCGAUUACCUCUACUGAAGGCUGCUAUUCAAAUAGAUGCUCCCUAUGAGCCGUGGAUGAAAAGAGAAGACGGAUACUAUCGAUGGUCCGAACUGGAGGAAAUGAAUUUGGAUGAGUACAACGAUACGCUGCAGGAACGAUUGGAUAACAUUCACAUCAACGAAUGUGCUGUGUUGGUGUACACAUCUGGUACAGUGGGUCAACCGAAGGGAGCUAUGUUAAGCCAUGACUCGAUCACUUGGAAUUCUGCCGUUGUCGGUAGUCGUCUGGACGACGUUAAAUACGGGUCCGAAGUACUCGUCUCUUAUUUACCGUUGAGUCACAUCGCCGCACAAUUGGUCGAUAUUCAUGUGUCGAUUACAUACGCAGCUACCGUGUAUUUUGCUGAUAAGGAUGCAUUGCGAGGAACGCUGGUCAAUACUUUACGCGAAGCGCAACCAACUCGUUUCGUUGCAGUGCCUCGCGUUUAUGAGAAAAUCUACGAAAAAAUGAUGGAAAUCGCUGCUAAAACGACUGGCAUCAAGCGGAUCAUUGCUGAUUGGGCUAAGGGUGUGACGUUGGAACAUUGGUUGAGUGUAAUCGAUGGCAGGCCGUCUGAAUCGUAUCAAUACAAGUUUGUGCGGCAGUUUAUCAUGUCAAAGAUCAAGGAAGGAUUGGGAUUCGGACGGUGUUCGAUAUUUGCGAGUGCAGCGGCUCCGAUGUCGUCGGAUUUGAAGCGAUAUUUCAUGAGCGUUGAUCUACCCAUUGUUGAAGCUUUUGGUAUGUCCGAGUCGAGUGGGGCACAGUGUUUCGGUGGUCCCGACGACUUCAAUUUGGAUUCGAUUGGCAAACCGCUACCUGGCACUGAAACACUCAUAAUCAACAAAGAUGAAAACGGUCAUGGUGAGAUUCUUAUGCGAGGUAGACACAUAUUUAUGGGUUACAUUGACGAGCCUGAAAAGACUACCGAAACUAUCGAUAAUGAUGGCUGGCUCCACAGCGGCGAUCUUGGCUAUUUGGACGAAAAAGGAUUCCUAUACAUCACAGGUCGUUUGAAGGAAUUGAUUAUAACGGCAGGCGGAGAAAACAUUCCACCCGUUCACAUUGAACACUUGGUGAAAAAUGAAUUGUCAACCGUAAGCAAUGCGUUCCUCAUCGGCGAUAAGAGAAAAUACUUGACCAUGCUGGUCACACUGAAGACUCAAAUGGAUUUGGAUUCCGGUGCACCGUUAGAUGAACUGCAUCCGGAAACAAUUGCUUGGUGCAAGUCGUUAGGUGUUGCUCACACGAAAUUAUCGGAAAUUCUGGCAGCGGGCCCGUGUCCAAAGGUUUUCCAAGCCAUCACCGAUGGAAUCACAAGAGCCAACAAAAAUGCUAUUUCCAACGCCCAGCGAAUUCAAAAGUUUGCAAUUUUGCCGCACGAUUUCUCCGUACCGACUGGUGAAUUAGGUCCGACACUGAAGGUCAAACGGAAUGUGGUCGUUCAAACGUAUGCUGAUGUUAUCGAAAGUUUGUACGCUUAAACGGGUUUUAAGAAAAGAAAAAUGUUUUGCUUUAAAUUGAACGAAAUGGUGCAGAUCCUAUAAAUGUAAAUUUUUGUUGUUUGUUUGUUGAACUGGUGAACCCAUUGUUGUGGAACCGAAAUGACAGACAAACCGAACUGGAUACCAAAUUUAUUAGUUAAGUGGGUUGUGCGAAAAUGUGUGGAGGGUCGGUAAUUAUUUGUGUCGAAGAGCACAAACAAGAGCAAAUUUGCCAAUAUUUUCAUUGGUAAGUGGGAAUUUAUUUUCUUCUUCUUCUUUCUAUUUUUUGUUAUUUACUUGGUAAUUUAUGUUUAAACUUCGUUAAGUGACAAACUAGACUGGCUGUCGAUUCUCUUAAAGAAACACCACAACAGGAAGAAAUAUUUUUGUAUCAAGCAAAGGCGCACAUUUCUUUGUACAAUUUAUUCCAAUAAAAUGAAAAUUAUUUUUAUGAAUGUUAAUA
Bradysia coprophila is the source of this 3384-nucleotide messenger RNA. It is a transcript of the gene bgm, whose product is annotated as acyl-CoA synthetase bubblegum family member 1. Gene Ontology annotation, molecular function: long-chain fatty acid-CoA ligase activity. Gene Ontology annotation, cellular component: membrane; endoplasmic reticulum. The record is from RefSeq and is a predicted model, not a curated record. NCBI's taxonomy places the organism in Eukaryota, Metazoa, Arthropoda, Insecta, Diptera, Sciaridae.